UCGUCAGAAACGUGAUUUUAGACGAAAUUGUUGUGGUUACUUCUAUGAAUUCUUUAUGUUUAUGAUGAUUAAAUGUCUACAGUGUUACAUAUAUUUAUACAUGACAUAAGAAAUUAAUACUGAUUUAAUUGAUUUUUAACUUUAGACCGAUACUUUCAUAACUGAAAGAGAAAUAUAAAAUGACAGCUAAUUCAAAUCGAUUCUCAAUUGUUAAUGGAAGUGGAAUCGGGGAACAAGAUCAAGAUGCUAAUUCUGCUUUAACUGAAUUAGAUAAAGGUUUACGUUCUGUUAAAGUUGGUGAGCAAUGUGAAGCAAUUGUCAGAUUUCCUCGUCUUUUUGAAAGAUAUCCAUUUCCUAUUUUAAUUAAUUCAGCUUGUCUAAAACUUGGUGAUGUUUUUCGUUUUGGAUCAAAUUUUUUGAGAGUUCUUAUAUUUAAAGUAAUGCAGCAAAGUCAAAAACAUUUAGAUAAGAUAUUAAAUAUUGACGAAUUCGUUCGAAGAAUUUAUUCUGUUAUUCAUAGUAAUGAUCCAGUUGCAAGAGCUAUGACUUUGAGAACACUCGGAAGUAUUGCUAGUGUGGUUGCCGAAAAGAAAGAUAUUCAUCAUAGCAUUCGAAACAGUUUAGAUUCUCAUGAUGCAGUGGAAUUGGAAGCAGCAAUUUAUGCAUCUGGUCGUUUUGCAGCCCAAUCAAAGAUAUUUGCUUCAAAUAUCUGUCCAAAGAUAGGAGAUAUGAUACAAGGUCUAGCAACUCCUGUAGAAAUUAAAUUGAAAUUACUGAUUGUAUUUCAACAAAUGCAUCAUGAUGCUCAAACUACAUCUAUGAUAAGAAAUCUUUGUAUAGAACUUUUACCUAGUUAUUCUUGCUGGUUAUUCACAGUUGCAACAUUGCAUACAUUAACGCAACUGGCAGCAGAUUCUAUAAUCGAUAUUUCAGAACAGGUAGAAUUAUUGUUGAAAUAUCUUCAUGAGGAUCCUCGUCAAGAUGUGAAGUUUCAUGCUUUACAAGAUUUAAUGCAAUUAGCAGAAAAAGGUUCACAUCUUUGGUUACCAAAACAUUUAGAGAAAGUUGUGGAAUUUGCAUUAGAAACUCCAUAUUUAGGACUAAAAUGCAAAGCAAUAAAAGUAUUAGUUAUAUUAGCUUCAUCAUAUGCUGUUGAUAAAUUUGAGAUUUCUCCUGAUUGUAAAGUAUUGCAAUUGUGUGAAGAAUGCAUUUAUCAUAUAAAUGCUGAACUUGCUUCUGUUUCAAUAGAAUUCUUAACAUAUCUUGCAAUAUAUGUUUAUCAAGAGGAUGUUAUUUUAGAAGGCAUAGAUUUAUCACAAGAAGUUUCCAGUGCGAUUGAAUCAUUAUUGUUGAUAAUUUCUAGUGGGAAUGGUGGUUCCCAAUCUGAUGAUAAAGCACUUCAAAGAUGUCUUCGAUGCUCUGUAAAAUUAUGUGAAGUAAAUCCCGAUCUCUGUACUCAGUUUGUCGAUACAAUUGGAUCUCUUAUUGGGAAUUGUAUUGAUGAUUGUGUAAUACCAAUUUGUGAAACACUCUGUGCUCUUGGUAACAAAAGAGCUGGUGUUAUGAUGUAUUUACAACCAGAAUUAGUUAAUAUUAUUACACAAUACACCAAACCAUCUAAAUUGAAUAAUAAGAAAACUCAAGCAUUGGUAAUGAUGUGUACUCUACUAUUUCAAGCAAGCGUUGAUUAUUCUCGAAAAGGCCAAGAGUAUCAGUUAAUAAUGAAAGCUAUUAAUAGUUGUGAUCUUUGGUCAGCAUACAGAGUUGCAAGACAAGCAACAAGAUACGGACAUCAUGAAGUGGCUGCACAGAUUUUUUCACUGUUGUGUAAUAGAGUUAGUUCUGAACAUUUUCAUUUCUGGUUAAUGUCAUUAUGGGAAAUCAGUGAAGCAGAAAAUUGCCUUCAAAGAUGUAAAACCGGUACCAGUUUUCACGAAUCAUUAUCUCAAGCUAUCACACACUAUUCUAAAGCUGUUUCAGGACUAAAGGCAGCAACUUCUCCUCUUCAUUCUCUGCUUUUUCAAUGUGAAUACAUAAAACUAAGAAGUGAAUUUUUACAAGCUCAUCUUCAACUAUUAGAUUCAUCCUCAUGCAUUAAGACUUCCCCUCCACCGGCAAUAGCCGCUGCAGUUGCUAUUGCCGCAAGAGACGAGCUACAAAAAUCUGGUCGUGUGGUCACUCAAUUAAGAAAAUGUGCCAAAGAAUUUAGAGGUCUUGCAGAACAGUAUGGAGUAAUUUAUCAGUCAGUAUUUGAUGCUGAUCCCAAAACACUCAGCAAUAUCCAAAUAUUGCAACAAAGUUGUCUUUUAUCUGCUCAAGCAAUAGAAAGAUUAGUUCAACAUAAUCAUGGAUUAAGUUUAUCAACUGGCUUAACAAAUGAAGAUAUUUUAAAUAUAGAAUGCACUCAACAAACCUUAGAAAACCAAAAAAUUUUAGAUGCUUGUCGCCGUUCUUCUGUUUAUAUAAGAGAGAUUGGUUUUCAAGGAGAUUAUAGAAUUAUUGGCAGAAAGGAAAUUGAUAAUCUUUUACGUGUAAGCCACGAGUUAGCUCUUGUUCCUCUGUGUUUGCCUCGUUUAUUUUUCCAAACUCUUCAAUCUACUAGUAUCAAACUAGCCAUAUCUCCUCAACCUAAAGUAGCUGGAGAUCCAAUUUAUAUUUUAAAUACUGCACAUUUGGCAAUUAAAGUGGAAGGAGUAGUUCAGCAUGGAACACAACCGGGACUUUAUCGCAAGGUUUCAAAAGUUACUCUGUUUGUUUCUUCUGUCCUUCAGUCGAGAUCAAUAGCAACUUCAGAUAUUAAAGUGACCCAAGAAACAAAUAAUUCUAUGACACAAACGGUCACACCCCACAACGAUUAUUUUCAAGCUCAGUUUUUGUUAGCAUUUUCUGUACCCGGAUUACAUUUAGUCACGGUGGAAGCGACGGUUAUCGACGAGACGGAAGCACAAUGGAAAACCGGUCCAAAAAUGACACUUACCAUCAAAUCCCACGACGAUAACAGCAAUCAAAAAGCAUCUAGAAGCACUUUCGGAACAAGAUUUUAGAACAAAAUCAUUUUAUAAGUUUUGUAUGUUUAUACAUGUACAUAAAUAAAAUAAAUAUACAAUACAA
Centruroides sculpturatus (bark scorpion) is the source of this 3111-nucleotide messenger RNA. RefSeq names its product integrator complex subunit 7-like (gene INTS7). Lineage: Eukaryota; Metazoa; Arthropoda; Arachnida; Scorpiones; Buthidae. Gene Ontology annotation, cellular component: integrator complex. The transcript is spliced from 21 exons. The coding region runs from base 180 to 3044 and encodes 954 amino acids. Gene Ontology annotation, biological process: snRNA 3'-end processing. The record is from RefSeq and is a predicted model, not a curated record.